AUGAUCCAACCCCAGCGCAAGAGAACCAAUUCCUUAGCGUUCGCCCGCACGGACUGCCAUACAUGUCUCUCCACCCGGCAGACAUGCGAUCGCCAACGACCCCAGUGUACCACGUGUCUCAAAAGAGGCGUGGAAUGCGGAGGUUUUGCAACACCUCUGGUGUGGGACACUAGUCGGACGUGGCUGGGCCAAUCGGGCAGACACGACGUGUUGGUAUCGGGUGCAGAUUCAGGCGCCGAUAAGGAUGUCGGCAGCUCGGAUCAUGACGGAAGGAGGGUAACAGGGCCUCGAAGAUUUCGGUUUGUGCAGAGCGGGGGUGGUAGAAGUAAACGACGCAGACUGCAACCGGCAGAUCGGGAUGUUAUUCUAUCAGCAAGGCCAAUAAGCCUCAUACCGGAGGAUUCGACCCCGGAGAAUGUGGAACCCCCCCAGGUCAAUGAGGAAAUAGACCGGACAUCUCCCGAGACUAGGACACCGUUAUUUGACAGCCAUGGGCCUUACAUUUUGGAUAAUGUCGGCCUUUCGAUUGACCAGGAUGUACUCACAUCCCUCUCGGUUCCCACUCUAGAGGGCAUUGCUCCUGUCGGGCAUUCAGCGUUGAACUCGGAAGACAACCUAUUAGCUCAUACGAUGGAGAGUAUGCUUACGAGCAGUCAAGCGCACAUGUGUCCUGUUUCCUCAUCAGCGGACGGGUGGCUGCCAUCAACUCCCGUCCUGGAAUUGGGAGGAGUACCGGCUCCCACUGCAGGCAUAGGGAACCAGCAUGAGCCACUGUUCAAAAUGUACGAUAACGAGUUCUGUAUCCUUCCAAUCACCUCGGAUGCCGAGCUCAAUCCAUUUCGCAUCCAGCGACCUGUAUCUGAGGGAUCGAGGUUAUUGUUCCAUUCCAUGUUGGCUUUAUGCUGCCGGCAUCUGAAUCUUCUCACUGGCUCAUGGUCGUCCGAGGCACAGGAGCACCGCAGCGAGGCGUCUAAGAUCUUGACUCAAGUUGGCCAAAACCAGCAAUUGCUGAAAAAGGGACUCGCCUUGUUAGAUCCCAUCCUCAUCAUGUUUACGCUGGAAUGUACCCUGUCGGCAUCUGGACGAUGGUCCUCUCAGAUAGCCCGAAUGCGCUUGAUUCUCGAGGAAUGCGGCGGGCCGUCGGCACUCACAACCCAACGAGCUCGGGCCCAGGUGGCGAUGAUGAUGUGGUGGGAUGCCACUCUCGCGCUCGUCUCUCGACAAGGUCCUAUCCUUUCUCGACCGUACCUCGAACAUCUAGAGCGGUAUGAAAAAGAAGACCAAUGGUCAUUCUACCAACUGUCGGGAUGUCCGGCUGAGCUUGUCGGGCAUCUAUUCUCACUUGCGGAACUGGCUCAUCAACGCGAACUAGCUUCGUCCAUGACGUGGCUGUCAUUCGACCUAACGCCCAUCGUACAGAUCGAGGACCACAUCCGGCAGUGGGGGCACCCUCUAUAUUCGGGCCAUUUAGUUGAACCCGACUCCGACUCUGAAGACUUCGAGCAGGCAGACGAAGCUGGUUUUAAUGAUCAACAGGAUCGACACCACUGCGCGGAGGCCUGGCGACAUUGUCUCCUGCUAUACAUUGAACGGGUGUUUAAGUGGGAACGCGGUACUCCUCGUCCCAACGCAUUGAGCCGACUAGCUCGAAUAACGCUCGAUCAUGUUCGAUGUUGUCGAAAGACAUCGUUGACGCAGAAACAGCUUCUUCUGCCUGUGUUCUUGGCGGCGAGUGAAACGUCCAGCGAAGAAAUGAGGGACAUUGCAAGAGGUUAUUGUCAGUGGUGGGGAGACCGAAGCCGAUACCACAUGUUUCAUUCAGUCCCGGCACUGUUGGAGGAGAUCUGGGCUGGAGACUGCUGGUGGGGAAGCAUUGUCGAUUCGAAGACGAGGGGAACAGCGAGUCAAGUUCCGGUCCAAUUUCUUCUGGGCUAG
Aspergillus melleus is the source of this 1935-nucleotide messenger RNA. Its product is annotated as Zn(II)2Cys6 transcription factor. The coding region runs from base 1 to 1935 and encodes 644 amino acids. Gene Ontology annotation, cellular component: nucleus. The record is from RefSeq and is a predicted model, not a curated record. Gene Ontology annotation, molecular function: zinc ion binding; transcription cis-regulatory region binding; DNA-binding transcription factor activity, RNA polymerase II-specific. Lineage: Eukaryota; Fungi; Ascomycota; Eurotiomycetes; Eurotiales; Aspergillaceae. The transcript is spliced from 5 exons. Gene Ontology annotation, biological process: positive regulation of transcription by RNA polymerase II.